GUGGUCGCAGCGAAGGGAACAGUCCCAGUACACUACGGCUUGGAGUUGACACAACAAUCUACUGACAUCUAAAAACGAUUGUGUUCUAAUAAAUCAAAAAAGUUAGCAAAAGAAGAUGACAAUUAUCUGACGUGCUAUUUAGUAGAACUUGUCAAUGUGUAGUUAAAGCAGAUUAUUUUCUAAAAAUGAAAAAAAACGUAAAGAGUCUGCGAAAUCUCGUCAUGGGGUUGAUGGUUAUUACCCUGUGUAUCACGGUCCAGGAGUCGGAAUCAGCGGCGUGUCAUGGAUGUGCAACGGGAUCAAGUUGUGACUGCAGCGGAGUGAAAGGAGUCAAGGGUGAAAGGGGAUUUCCAGGACUACAGGGUCAGCUGGGUGUACCGGGGUUCCCCGGACCUGAGGGGCCCAUCGGUGGCAGGGGAGAGAAGGGUAGUGACGGACCUUCAGGGACUGGAGGUCCAAAAGGGAUAAGAGGACCUCCUGGACUGCCUGGAUUCCCCGGAACACCAGGAAUUCCAGGUCUCCCAGGACAGGAUGGCCCCCCAGGCCCCAAAGGAACUGCAGGCUGCAACGGGACUAAGGGUGAGCGAGGAUUCCCAGGAAGUCCAGGCUUCCCCGGACUGGAGGGUCGAUUGGGUCCACCUGGUUUUCCAGGACAAAAGGGAGACCCAGGUGACAUCAUCACAGCUGAACGUUUCGGACAGAUAGGAGGUGCAGGUCUGCCUGGCCUGCCUGGAGUUCCUGGUGACCAAGGCCCCUCGGGAUUGUCCGGUCCUACCGGCCCUCCCGGCCCCAGAGGUUAUGAGGGUCGUCCCGGGCCUCCUGGUCUUCCUGGUCCAAAGGGAAACAUGGGGUUGAACUUCCAAGGUCCCAAAGGAGAUAAGGGUGAUCAAGGUUUACCUGGUCCACCUGGUGAUCCUGGUUAUCCUGGAACCCCUGGUUCGUCUGGUGGUUUGAAGGGAGAGAAAGGAGAAAACGGAGAAGCAGGCAAAAGGGGCAAACCGGGGAAAGAUGGAGACCCAGGUCCUGCUGGAUUCCCUGGUAGUAAGGGAGACCCAGGUGGGCCAGGUCUGCCGGGUCGGGAUGGUGACAGGGGUUCCAAAGGUGACCGUGGAUAUCCUGGACGCCCAGGCGUGCAGGUGAGCAAUGGUCCAACUACAGUUGGUCCUAAAGGAGAAUCUGGGCGUCCUGGGGAGACGGGAAGGAAAGGAGACAGAGGACAGCCUGGUCUUUCGGGUCCUCCAGGUCAACCAGGGACCCCAGGUAUCGGAGGUGGAGGCCAGCCCGGUUUACCAGGCUUCCCAGGAGAGAGGGGCCAGAAGGGAGACGAGGGCCAGCCAGCCAUCUCCAUCCCCGGGAACCCAGGACGAGGUGGCGCCCCUGGUCUGCAGGGACCUCCAGGACCUCCUGGGCCCCCAGGGGUCUCCAAUGGGGGUAUUAACUGUAUAGGAGGGGCCCCCGGGUUACCAGGACAACAAGGCAAUAUAGGAUUCCAAGGAGAGACCGGACAGAAAGGUGAGAAGGGAGACACCUGCGUUAACUGUUUCUCCAGAGGCAACAGUGUCCCUGGAGCACGAGGCCCUCCCGGACCUCCUGGGUUCCCAGGUGGACCUGGAGGACCAGGGGCUAAAGGUGACAGAGGAUUCCCAGGUGGCCCAGGGCCCUCAGGUUCUCCUGGUUUGCACGGUCCCCAGGGUGCUCCUGGUUUCCCAGGAGAGAAGGGUGACCCAGGUGAGGCUACCGCUGUGAAUGGGGUGAGCGGAGACAAGGGAGACACAGGGUUUCCAGGACCCGCUGGCCUGCCUGGUCUGGACGGAAGACCUGGUCGCGAUGGAGGUCCUGGAGCUCCUGGAGCCAAAGGAUCAUCUGGAUCUCUAUUAGUUAAGGGUGAGCGAGGACCUCCAGGUGAGCCCGGUUUGCAGGGUCUCCCAGGUGACAGGGGUGCCAACGGAUCCCCAGGCUUCGGCCCCCAGGGGCCCCCCGGAGAGAAGGGUGUCCAAGGUGUCUCAGGGAGAACGGGAACACCUGGAGCACCAGGAGGUAAAGGGGAGCCGGGUCAGACGGUAGCAGAGAAGGGCCUCCCAGGCCCCCGAGGACAGGAUGGAGACCCCGGUCUACCUGGAAACCCAGGUAACCCUGGCGGGCCAGGACAGCCCGGUUUCCCCGGGUCACCGGGUCCCAAAGGUGAUCCCGGCCUCUCUGGCAUCGGACUGCCAGGACCCCCCGGAGCUAAAGGAUUCCCUGGCUCACCUGGUUUGCCAGGUGGUCCCGGAGGUCCAGGUAGACCAGGUGUGGACGGGUUCCCCGGACAGCCAGGUGCACCUGGAGCUAAGGGAGAGCCAGGCUUUGGGCUGUCAGGUCCCCAGGGCUCACCAGGCUUCCCCGGAGAUAAAGGAUUACCUGGACCCAAAGGAGACUCUGGUUUCCCUGGCAACCCCGGCUUGCCAGGACGAUCCGGCUUUGACGGCGGCCCUGGUGCCAAAGGUGACUCUGGUAUCCCUGGUAGAACUGGAGAUCGUGGCCCUCAAGGAUCACCCUCCAUCGGCUCUCAGGGUGUCCCCGGCCCUGUCGGACCCCCAGGACCUAUUGGUGCUCCAGGAUACUCAGGCAACAAUGGAGAGAAGGGAGACCCCGGUCUUCCUGGCCCGGGCAUUACAGGGUUGCCAGGAGACAGAGGAAGUCCCGGUUUCCCUGGCAGCCCCGGGGGAGUUGGACCUCAGGGUAACCCCGGUGGCCCUGGCCGCGAUGGAAUACCUGGCCUGCCUGGUGGUAAAGGAGACAUGGGUGUAAUGGGAACUCCUGGAUCUCUGGGAACCCCUGGCAACCCCGGAGGGCCCGGCUUCCCUGGACCUAAAGGUGACGAUGGUUUCCCAGGGCGACCAGGUGGGACCGGCAGUCCAGGUCUGAAGGGAGACAGGGGAGACCCCGGUCUCGUAGGACCCCCCGGGCCCAGCAACUCUCCCCCUACAAUCAAGGGAGCCAAAGGAGAUGCAGGAGAACCAGGUUUGCGAGGUCAGCCGGGUCAGAAGGGUAUUUCCGGUCUCCCUGGAGACGCUGGUAUACCAGGACAGGAUGGAAGACCUGGGUUACCUGGACCUCAAGGUCCCAAAGGAGACAUGGGCAUCCCUGGAGGAUCAGGCUCACCAGGAAGCCAAGGACUUAAAGGCAACAUGGGAGAGAUGGGCUUCCCAGGACCCACAGGAGCGAAAGGAACUCCAGGUCAGCUAGGUCGGUCAGGCGUACCCGGUAGUUCAGGAGCACCAGGGUUCCCCGGAGCUAAAGGAGACCCAGGUUCCCCCGGAUUUGGUGCCACAGGAGCUACAGGUCCCAAGGGUGAGCCUGGUCGGUCGGGAUUCCCCGGACAAAAUGGAGUGAAAGGAACUCCCGGAACACCAGGGCUUCCAGGGUUUCCCGGUGGCCCCGGAGCCAAAGGCGACCCCGGCCUCCCAGGAUUCCAAGGUUCUCCCGGUAUUCCCGGGCCUAAGGGUCUGGACGGUACCCCUGGUAACCCCGGUCUCGCCGGAGGCCCCGGGCGACCGGGAGAGAAUGGCCGUGCCGGAUCACCUGGGUUCCCAGGCGACAAGGGUCAGGCAGGUCGCGACGGAAUCCCUGGACCAGCGGGAGUCAAAGGAGACCAAGGUCUUUCUGGUUUCGGCGGCCCAGGUUCUCCUGGUCUCCCAGGGUCACCAGGUGCUAAGGGAGAUUUUGGCGCCCCUGGUCUUCCAGGUAACCCUGGGUUCCCUGGUCAGAAGGGAGAGAUGGGCUUCCCCGGCCAACCUGGGUCCCCCGGGAGCAUCGGGCCCCCUGGUGCCACAGGUGUGGCCCUCCAGGGGCCCAAGGGUAACAGUGGAUCCCCCGGCCCCCCUGGAAGAGGAGGUCCUCCUGGCCCAGAGGGUCCUCGUGGCCUUGGGGGCAGCGGAGGGACCAAAGGUGAGAAGGGAAUCCCUGGAUCUUCCGGAUCCCCUGGUUUCCCCGGAGCGAAGGGAGAAUUGGGAUCGCCCGGAUUCCCAGGUAUUCCUGGCCCUCCUGGUGGCAGCGGGCUGAAGGGAGACAUUGGACUUCCCGGCGUUCCCGGAUUCCCAGGACUAAAGGGAGAAUCUGGAAGCCCUGGAUCAUCCGGUCUGCCUGGAGAUCCUGGAGAUCCUGGUCCUGCUGGAAACCAAGGUGACCCAGGUGUCGCUGCGUCCCCCAUCAUGCUGAAGGGAGAACGUGGCCCCCCUGGCCCUUCAGGUCUGCCAGGCAACCGUGGCUCCCAAGGACCCCCCGGACAGGAGGGACGCUCAGGUCAGCCCGGGCAACCAGGGGACCCCGGUCCUGAAGGACCCCCAGGAUUCAGUGGAGCCUUCGGCCGCAAGGGAGACUCUGGACCCGCCGGACAGCCAGGUCAGCGUGGGUACCCAGGUCCCACUGGUUCAGAUGGUCAGCAGGGUCCCCCAGGUAACCCCGGCUCAGCCUCUGUGACCCAUGGCUUCCUGAUCUCGAGACACAGCCAGGCUGAAUAUGUCCCUAUCUGCCCCGAAGGGACCAGCCUCAUCUAUGACGGGUUCUCUCUGCUCUACGUACAGGGCAACGAGAGGGCACACGGACAGGACCUCGGUACUGCUGGUAGUUGCCUGCGUCGGUUCAGCACCAUGCCAUUCAUGUUCUGUAACAUCAACAACGUGUGUAACUUCGCCUCCCGUAACGACUACUCCUAUUGGCUGUCUACACCCAUGCCCAUGCCCAUGAGUAUGGCCCCUAUCACCGGAGAAGGCAUCAAACCUUUCAUCAGCAGGUGUGCAGUGUGUGAGGCCCCUGCCAUGGUGAUCGCUGUACACAGUCAAACCAUUCAGAUCCCCACCUGCCCCAGCUACUGGGAACCACUGUGGAUCGGAUACUCCUUCAUGAUGCACACCAGUGCAGGUGCAGAGGGCUCUGGUCAGGCUCUGGCCUCUCCUGGCUCCUGUCUAGAGGAGUUCCGGAGCUCUCCCUUCAUCGAGUGUCACGGCCGAGGGACCUGCAACUACUAUGGCAACACAUACAGCUUCUGGCUGGCCACUGUCGACCAAUCAGAAAUGUUCAGGAAGCCACAGUCAGAGACGCUGAAGGCAGGUAACCUAUCGACGCGCAUUAGCCGCUGUGUGGUCUGUAUGAAGAGGACGUAACAGCGCGGUGGCAACCGUUGCCGGGGACGACCGACAACGACAAUGGCGGCAGGCGGGCGGAGUGGGGGUGAUGUUGACGUCUCCGUGAGAACAAGGUGGAACUCCAAUGGUGCAUUGUCUUCCGGAAACAGCAACUUCAUUGGUGCUACUGUGCAACACAGCAAGAAAAGAAAAAAUGUUGAUAAAAUGAAUUUAUUUAAUCUUUUAUUCUUUUUACUUACCUCAAGUACGUCAAAAAGAAACACACAAAAUCCACAAAAGGUGCCAUGGUGAAUGUGUGACAAAAGUGCAUUUUGUUGAAAUUUUUUCUAUAUUUCGCAGAGAAUAUAUAUAUAUAUAAAAGUGUUAUCAAUAAUGGUAACACUUCAUUUUAAGGGGUCCUUAUUACAGUAUAAUUAAAUGUGUAACUGCGCUGUAUCAAAUAUUGUAUUUAAUUGUAAUAACUCAUAGUUACACUGUAAUAACAACAUGUAACUGGUGAUAAUUUCAAUCUGUAAUUACAGGGGUGUAACAACAAAUGCUUGUUACCAUGCUUGUUACCAUGCUUACCAUGCUUGUUACCAUGCUUACCAUGCUUGUUACCAUGCUUGUUACCAUGCUUGUUACCAUGCUUGUUACCAUGCUUACCAUGCUUGUUACCAUGCUUACCAUGCUUGUUACCAUGCUUGUUACCAUGCUUACCAUGCUUGUUACCAUGCUUACCAUGCUUGUUACCAUGCUUGUUAUCAUGCUUACCAUGCUUGUUACCAUGCUUGUUACCGUGCUUGUUACCGUGCUUACCAUGCUUGUUACCAUGCCUGUUACCGUGAUUACCAUGCUUGUUACAAAUGGGAAAGUCUCCACUAAAUUCACCAAUAAGUGUUAACUGUCACAAGGUUGUAAACUCUUCUGGACAGAUGUUCUGGAUCCAAGAUGACAAAGUUUGGAGGCUCAAUAGGCUCUAAUUACCCGUGUUGGCGCACACUUCAAAAUCUCCGCUCGUUGUUGUUAGCAGUUUCCCCCCAAAAAGUGUAUCAACUUGGUUGAGUUUCCAAAAAAAAGAUCAGGUAUAGGACAACCUCACUGACUGGAGUCUACCAUAUGGGUGUCAAUACCGGAUUAUAAUAUAUAUUUUACUUACAAUGAUUGUGUAUGUUGUCCAUUAUGUGGGAGGAUAAACCCACAAGUACACCGCGGACUACAUAUAAUAUAAGUACAAGUACAAUGUAAUUACUGUUACAAAGGAUUUCAGAACGUUAAAAUGAAGUGUAUCUUGAUGGAUACUUACUUGUAAUUAACGUGUACUUUUAUAUAGUACAUUGCCCAUCCCGACAGCUUGGACCUCAUUAUAAUGCUUCUGGAAGCACCAUCAAAGUGAGAAAAUAAACACACUAGUACACAACAGAGUACAUGUAAUAUAUGUAUAAGUACAAUGUCAUUAUUUCUGCUAGCUAAUCCCAAAAAUCUCAACAGAUUGCAUGGAAAGUCUAUUCCGUAGACGGUAAAAAAACACUAGCUAGCUAGCCUAGUUGGUAGGCCCAAUAAAAACGCCAGCUAACAUUUGCUAGCUAGCUAGCUGGCCAACACAAGGCCAGCUAACAUUUGCUAGCUAGCUAGCUAGCCAACACGAGGCCAGCUAACUACCUAUGUUAAAUGUUCCUCAACAGCAAAACCCUUGCAAAGUUACAUGAUGGUCUUAUGACCAUUUUAAGUGCAUUUAUAAACCCUUAUUCAACCAAGAUUAAUAGGCUUUGGCACGAAUGACCAUAACUGUUUAUGUGUCUAAAAAUGUUUAAUUAAAGUAAUUGACCAAUUGUCAAAUGCACCAUGAAAUAAUGUAAACAAUGUUUUUGAUGUGAACCGUUUGGGAAACCUUUGUUACCGUUGGACCUGGGAAUCAGGCUCCAGAUCUUUUUGUGCAGAGUUGUGUCAAUGUAGUGGUCGGUUUUUAAUUGGCUAACACUUAUCACGUGGUUAGUGCAGGCUGAAAUAUGGUGCGUUGGGAUACUUUCGGAAACUGUAACAUCUAUAACAAGCAUGGUAACAACCAUUUGUUGUUACACCCCUGUGUGUAACAGCAAUUACCACCAGUUACAUAUUGUUAUCACAGUGUAACUAUAAGUUAGUUAUUACAAUUAACUACAAUAUUUGAUACAGUGUAAUUACAUAUGUGAUUACACUGUAAUAAGGACCCAUUAAAAUGAAAUGUUACCAAAAUAAUACAUGUGGAUUUUUGGUUAUUGGCACAGACGAGGUACAUCAUUUUGUUUUUAGACAGAUGUGCUAUUUUUUUAGUUUUUAGUAUUUUUUAGUUUUGUUGUUACCAAAUCGGCACUUUGACCUCGGAACAUCAAAGAGAACAGAUGCACUGAUGAGCUUUCUUAGCGAGACUGAUUCUUUUCCAGGCUUACAUUUUUUUAAUGAAUCUUUCCAUUGUUCUUUUUUAUAAAAAAAAUAAAAAAUAAUAAUUCUC
Molecule: messenger RNA, 7593 nt
Organism: Oncorhynchus gorbuscha (pink salmon)
Lineage: Eukaryota; Metazoa; Chordata; Actinopteri; Salmoniformes; Salmonidae
Product: collagen alpha-5(IV) chain-like
Exons: 47
Coding region: 186-5141 (1651 amino acids)
Cellular component (GO): collagen trimer; basement membrane
Molecular function (GO): extracellular matrix structural constituent
Source: RefSeq, a predicted model, not a curated record